GACCAUGGAAAGCUAACCAGCUUCUAAGAAUCCAUAAUAUUUAAGACCACCAUAUAUCACUUAUUUUGACGUCCAUUCCCAACUAUGGAGAUAAAAAUAACUACUGCAAAUCUAGAAGAUGACACAAUAAAAACACUCUACAAUGCAUCAUUAAACGGUUGUGUAACUACCUUAAACACACUCAUCCAAAACAAACCUCUUUUACUCCACAAAGUUUCACUCUCUCCCUAUAAUGAAACUCCAUUACAUAUAGCCUCUCUUCUUGGACACUUAGAAUUUUGUGAAAUUCUUCUAAAAAACAAACCAAGUUUCACCAAUGAAGUAGACUCAAAAGGGCGUUGCCCUCUUCAUUUAGCUUCAGCUGAAGGAUGCACUGAGGUGGUGAAAGCUCUUUUGUUAGCGAAUGAAGAUGUUUGUUUGGUUUUUGACAAAGAUGAUAUGAUUCCUUUGCAUUUAGCUGCGAAAAGGGGACGGAUAGGAGUAAUUAAAAGUUGAUUAACGCUAGACCGGAUUCGAUUCGUGUUAUGAAUGAUGAUGGUUCUGUUUUGCACAUGUGCGUUUGGUAUGGCCAUUUGGAGGCCUUGAAGGAGUUAUUGCAAUCAGUUAGAGGAGACCAAAAGUUCCUGUUUGCUAAAAACAAAGAGGGAAAUACAAUUCUGCACUUAGCAAUUAGACUCAAACAAAUUAAGACCAUAGAAUACUUACUUUUGCAGCCUGAAAUAAGAACAGCAGCAAUUGCUACGAACAGGUCAGGUUUCACAACUUUGGAGAUGUUAGAGCCCUGGCCAAGAGAUUUUAUAAGCCUUAAAAUUGAAGAAAUGUUAACUGAAUCCGGUGUUUUAAGACAAGUAUAUAUGAAUUCCACGCCGCAACAACAUGCAGCAUCACCAAGCAUGGCUAGUCAAGAACAACCAAAUCAAUCUACUAAUCAAGAACAUCCAAAUGAAAGAAGGAAGACGUGGGAAAACUUUUGGUCCAAGUAUCUACAAUUCCAAGGUAAUUGGAUAGAAGAAACAAGGGGAACAUUGAUGCUGGUGGCAACUGUAAUUGCCACAAUGACUUUUCAAUCCGCAAUAAGUCCACCAGGUGGUGUUUGGCAAGAAAAUACACUUACUGGAGGACUCAAUUGCACUACUUAUGGUUUAUGUGAAGCCGGCACUGCAGUUUUAGCUUAUGCCUGGCCACAUGAAUUCAUAAAGUUCAUGACAUACAACACCAUUUCUUUCUUUUGGUCUCUCGGUGUUGUGCUUCUCCUUAUUAGUGGAUUCCCCCUUAAGAAUAAGGUCAUGAUGUGGGUCUUGACAUUCGCUAUGACCGUCGCUGUCACAUUCAUGGCACUCACGUACGUGUUUGCUCAGGGUUUGGUCACUCCUUAUCAUAUUAUUCAGCAAGUUUACAACAUGCGUUACCCACGUGUUGUUGUAACUUGGGGCGUUUUGCUUUUAGUUGUUGGUUUGAUUCACACACUCCGUUUUGUUUUUUGGGUCAAGAAGAGAACCAAAUUGAAACUGCACACGUUAAGACGUGUGUUUGCAAGAACAAAUUACCCAGCUGUUUAGCCAUUUGCAAAAGAGAAACGCUAGUAAAACUCUUAUUAACACAUCUUUUAUUUAUUUAUUGAUAUUCACAUGAGGCACGGAAGAAUCAAUGAGAUUAUGAGACUCAGUUCUGAGAUACUAGAGUUUAUUAAAAAUUCAGUCUGAUUGAAAGAAAAUUGGUAUGGAGAGAUGCUAGCAUUAACCUCUUUUGAACAUUUUCUCUAUAGAGUGUUCAAAAGAGAAUGUUGCUAGCACUACUCAUAUGGUAUGUUACGGAGAGUUUAUCAUGUACAUGUUUCCCCUAACCCCAUGUUGUAUGCAUAAAAUGACUAGGACAUUUAAACUGGAUUAUUCAGGUAUUGGUUUCUUGUGUGUUUUUUCUACUAUUCCAAAAACAACCACUGGUUACACUCAGUCUUACCUUUAUUUUUCUCAAACUGCUCUUACAAACAAAUGCACCUGAAUUUUAAAGAGACGUAGACUACAAAAUAAGUAAUCUUUAACUUUCUAGAUUAGGAGGAUAAAUGUUUAUUUGGCUAAUACCUACAAAAUAUGUAAUCUUCAACCUCAUAUAUUAGGAGGACAAAUGCUUAAUUGGGUAUAAAUG
Messenger RNA from Medicago truncatula (barrel medic), 2145 nucleotides. RefSeq lists its product as uncharacterized. The record is from RefSeq and is a predicted model, not a curated record. NCBI's taxonomy places the organism in Eukaryota, Viridiplantae, Streptophyta, Magnoliopsida, Fabales, Fabaceae. Gene Ontology annotation, molecular function: protein binding. The coding region runs from base 525 to 1559 and encodes 344 amino acids. The transcript is spliced from 2 exons. Gene Ontology annotation, cellular component: plasma membrane.